AAUUUAAAUAAUUACCAACCAUGUUAUGCCUGAAGUUGACUGCAUUAUCCAUCUGCCUGCUGUCGACGUCGAUGCAGUGCAUCAAGAUCGGCAUCUCGCAGAGCUAUAACACAAGCACAACAACAACAACAUCAACUACAACAGCAUCAACAACUACAGAGACUCCAAUGACAACUAUUGCUGCGGACAUGAUCACCACUGACAUUAGCCCCGUGCCCGAAGCUGGAAGCACUCCCAGUCAGACUUUUCCGCCACGCAAGACACCUAAACCACGCACAACCGCAGCGCCCCGAAGUAGCAGCCCGGCGCCUGCUCCAACCACUGAAAUACUGCCAUUAAAUGCUACAGCUGUGCCUUUCCACGGGAAUACUCGCUUCGCCUACUGCGCCUGUGAUUUGUACAGCGAUCUAUGCGAAAUAAAUUGCUGCUGCGAUCCCGAUUGUCCACAGGAGACGCUGCAGGUAUUCAGCUGCUUGCCAGAGCAGCCGACGCGUCUGGAGGACUUUCAGUACAACCAUGGAUUGCCCACGUGUCAGCUCAGCGAUGGCUGGUUGUGCGUCUUUCGCAGCAACACAAAGCCAGCCAAAAUACAGGCUCCAAGCAACAACUUCGAUGCAGCACAGUACAAUAAAUGGCCGGAACAGCUGAGCGGGUAUGACACGCAAUUGCCGUCCACACAAUUUGCGGCGCACUACAAAUUUGGACAAGCGCUGCAGCUGUGGCAGCCCGAGAGCAAAGAGCUGUCCAGCUUGGAGCUGCCCAUGGGCUAUGAGAGCGCCAGAUGCCAGCUGAAGCAGACGCUGUUGCAUUUGCAGCCCAUGCGGAGCAGCUGCCUUCUAAGCGAAGCGUCGCAAAUUCAAACGCAUCUCUGGACGCUGCUCAACGUGACCAGCAACCACCAGUUGUUGUCGCGGCCACAUGAACCGGAGGAACAGGAACAGGUGCCGGGCAUUAGCAUACAAGUGUGCCAACAGCUGCUGCUGCAAUCGCAAGUUCUUUGUCUGGCUGGGAAUGAGACACAAGUGGACAUGCUGGUAGAUAGCGUAGAGCUGGAAUUGACGCACAACUAUACCCACAUUUUGGAAGCCAAGCUGCUGCUCAGAGAAGCCUACGAGGAGGAGGAGCAUCAGGAGCUUUGGCUAAGCUAUGCGCUGGUCUACAAGUCUGUCAAUGACAACGAGAGAAAGAAGCCCAGCUCUGGGCCACUUGGUUAUGUCCUGGGUGCACCAAUACUGUUGGGAAUGAUGCUUCAGACGGACCCGAAAAACGAAACGGAACAGCCUCAGCACUUGCUCAGCUACUUCCAGAGCAAUUCUAGGGAGCGUAAUCAGCACUGGCUGAUACCUUGCCGCAGGCACAGCAUGGAACCGCAUCAUGCCGUCAGCUUUGGCAUCGAUCUGGCCAGGCAAUGCCAAUUGCGGCAACUGGCGCCGGAGCACGACAACCAUACGGACUACUGCCAGCAGCUGCAAUCGCACAUUUGGCGACAGUUGCUGCCUCACAAUUGCACGCGGCUCGAUGAUCUGGGAAAGGUGUUUGUCUCGCAGCUGGGCAGACCGCAGCCGGAUAAAUGGCUGCCAAUCCAGCUGGGCUCUGCUUAUGGUCAGCAGCUACCACCCAUUCAGGGCGUUUACGAUGAGCAACAGCAGAGUCUCAGCUGCCGCAAUAUGUUGCUCAGCGUUAGCUACGAGUUCUAUAUGACAGAAUUGACACUGCUCGGAGGACACGUGCCACACCAGAAUGUGCUGCAGCAUGCGAGGCUGGUGCUGGGUCAUCGACAUGACCUGGAAUUCGAUGCACGUGAGCAGCAAGUGGAACUGCCCUUGGCCGUAACCGUGAUGUUCUUCAAGGCGCAGCAUAAGAGGCUAACCGGAUCAAGCCUGCGAAUUGUCGCCAAUUUCGGACUGAUCUUUAUAACUAUUCUAGUCUCAAUGAGAACUAAUGCAAGUUUACAGCUUUUCUAGUCACCAGGGGUUCUGAGUUCUAUUACAGACAGAAUACAUUUUAUAAAAAUAUAAAAUAAAUGCCUA
Drosophila novamexicana is the source of this 2030-nucleotide messenger RNA. Its product is annotated as tectonic. Bases 21 to 1964 code for a protein of 647 amino acids. NCBI's taxonomy places the organism in Eukaryota, Metazoa, Arthropoda, Insecta, Diptera, Drosophilidae. Gene Ontology annotation, biological process: cilium assembly. Gene Ontology annotation, cellular component: ciliary transition zone. The transcript is spliced from 2 exons. The record is from RefSeq and is a predicted model, not a curated record.